AUGACCGCGUGUGCCUGCCUCUCGCGUGUCGCGAUCCGUGGAGCGACGACGCUUUUUUCCGUCGCCUGUUGCACGCGCCGACAGCAACAACAAUCGCUCUCGCUUCGAAAACACAAGCGUGCGUUACUAAGCGUCGCGUGCGAAAAACGAUGUCGAUUUCAACAUGCGAAUGUCGGGGUGGUGAGGUCGUCGAGACGGCGGUGUUGCGGUGCAGUGCGGUGCUCCGCCGCGUCAGCAGAUGAUCCAAGGGCCUCGAUUCCGUCCGUCGCGACCGUAUCUGGCGAGAAUGGAUCGCUCAAGAGCACGAGUCAGGCUGGCGGGCAGAGGGCAGCGCAGGAGGGGAGUGAUGACGACGUGCUGAUAGAGCUCAAGGACGUGUACAAGUCGUUCGGCAGCAAACACAUCCUCAGAGGCGCGUCGCUCAAGAUCCGGAGGGGCGAGGCGGUGGGGGUGAUAGGCCCGUCUGGCACGGGCAAGUCAACCAUUCUCAAGAUCAUGGCGGGGCUGUUGGCGCCUGGUAGGGCAAAAAUUUAUGGUGAGGUUUGGAUAUGCGGCAAGAAGCGAGAGGGGCUGAUUAGUGAUCAGGAGAACGUGGGCUUGCGAAUUGGCCUGGUGUUUCAAAGCGCAGCUCUCUUUGACUCGUUGACCGUGCGUGAGAAUGUGGGCUUCUUGCUAUACGAGCACUCGCGGCUGUCGGAGGAGGAGAUUCGGCUCCGAGUGAAGGACAGCCUCAAGGCAGUGGGGCUCAAGAACGUGGAGGAGCGAUUCCCCUCGGAGCUGUCAGGAGGCAUGAAGAAGCGAGUGGCACUGGCACGGGCAAUUGUAUCAGACAGUGAUGCACCGCAGCUAGAGGAGGAGGUGGUGAUGUAUGAUGAGCCAACCGCGGGGCUAGAUCCGAUCGCGUCCACUGUGGUGGAAGAUUUGAUUCGCUCGCUGCACGUGGGGUCGUCGGUGCCGGUGCCUGUGACUGCGGAGAUUGCAGCUGGGUUGGAGUCGGAUUUUGAAACAGAGUCUGAGGAUUCUGAGGAUGAGGACGGAGGAGGGAGAGGGGUGGGUGGUGCUACGGGUGGGAGCAGCAGGGAUGGUAGCGGCAGCGGCAGCGGUGGGGGGUCCAAGGCUCGCAGAAUGGCGUCGGUGUCGUCGUACAUUGUUGUGACACAUCAGCACAGCACGAUCCGGCGAGCUGUUGACAGGCUGCUGUUUCUGUACGGAGGGGAGGUGGUGUGGGAGGGGCCUACAGAGGAGUUUGACACCACUGACAACCCGAUAGUGAGACAGUUUGCUGUCGGCAGUCUGGAUGGGCCUAUUCGCUACUAG
This is a messenger RNA of Closterium sp. Yama58-4, 1317 nucleotides long. The record is from the annotation of a GenBank genome assembly. Lineage: Eukaryota; Viridiplantae; Streptophyta; Zygnematophyceae; Desmidiales; Closteriaceae.